Messenger RNA from Ruditapes philippinarum (Manila clam), 4099 nucleotides. RefSeq lists its product as uncharacterized. Bases 932 to 2770 code for a protein of 612 amino acids. Gene Ontology annotation, molecular function: zinc ion binding. The record is from RefSeq and is a predicted model, not a curated record. The transcript has 6 exons. NCBI's taxonomy places the organism in Eukaryota, Metazoa, Mollusca, Bivalvia, Venerida, Veneridae.
AGAUAUUCGCCUACAUGCGAGGCUAUAUUACAAAUUACACUAUAACAAUACAGAAUUCGUAUAUUACGUAAGGGCACCUUGACUUAAACAUACUAAGCAGAUAUUACAGUAGUAUUUUAUUUUGAUAACAAAAUACAGGUAAAAUAACCUCGCGUUUACGCACGGAUGCUUGUCUUUGUGGAUAUACUUGUGAAUGUAGGACUAUUGAAUAUUCAAAAAUCGAUUCACGAGUGAGUUUACAGCCAAGGAUGCGAGAGAAUCUUCACGUUACAGGACGCAUAUAUCAUGUACAUGUUUACAAGCAGGAAGAACAACAAACAAAAACAUUUAACUGUCUGGAAAUGAUCUCUACGAGCUCAGGUGGAACGGUGGAAAUGUUAGCAGGACUAAAAAAUACACUAUGUUUGUGCUACUUUGAGUAAUAAUAAGCAAAACACAACAACAAAAACAACAAAAAAUAAGAACGGCGGAAUGUGUUAUAUUUGUAAAUAUUCAUUUUUCUAAGACUGAUAGAAAUGCAUCAUAGAUGUAAAAAUGCAUUAAAGGGAUAAAUGUUAACCCUUCAUUUAACGCGGUAUAUCUACAUUGUAUGCAUGCUGUCACACAUGACUUGCGAAAUUAUAUGGUAAAAACAUAACGGAUCAGAGGAAAAGUUUCACGGAUUUUAAGAUGAAACCAACCUUCUCCAAACAAAAGGCAAAGAAAAAUUUGAAAUUAAUUCUGAGGAAAGUAACUUUAAUUGUUUUCAAGUAAAAAUCUAAACUUAGCAAACACUAGGCAAACACAUAAAAAAUCAUAACUUCAGUCAAAACAUUCUUGAUUUUUGAUAACCUUAUCAAUCUAAAAUAGAAACAAAAAGGCAAGAACAGAAGAAAGUGACAAAUAAAAGGAAUCGAAAACUUACAUUGUAAAUGACGAUAAAGUACAUAAAAUGGAAUCUCAAGUAAAACAAGAGGACACAAAACAAUGUACUAAUGAUGAAUCGGACAAAAAGACUGAAAUCAAGGACAAUGAGAUACCUAAAAAUGUUCCUGAGAAAUCGGAAUUAGUUGGUAGCAACGUAUGCAAGAAGGAUGACAAUGAAUCCAAAAAUGCUGCAGCUAACGAUACAGCUUAUACAGGAAAUGUUGCAGUUAAUCCAAAUACUGAUCCACAAAAGUCUAGCAAGGAAGAUAUCGGAAAACAUACGCAUCAUGGCUGUAAAGACCAAGAAGCAUGUGGCGAACUAAAGCAAAAUCUAGAAAAAGAGCUGCCUGACUGGUUUAAAAUGAUGAUUUCGUUAACACAUGGUAUACAAGAAGGGAAAAAACUACAACAAGAAGAAGACAUUGCCGAGACGUUUGAUAUACAUGGAUCUACUCAGGCAGUUACAGUACAGACAAAUCAACGACUGUACCAACUUAUCUUGAAGAGAUUGCACCGACUUAUUCGGAAGAAGAGGGGCGUAUUUUCAUGUACGCCGAAUUUCUCUCGUAUUGUUGAAUCUAGGAAAAGUGCUAAGGAGAAAAAGAUUAACAAACUUAUUGAUAAGGUCUUAGAGCCGCUUGUAGAAAUGGAUAAUGUUGAGGUAACUUGUGAGGAUGUUAACGCAGUUUGUCAUAAAGGCGGUGUUCCGGUACUUCAUAUAAAAUGCACGUCGUGUGAAUCGCUAUACCAUGUGGUCGCUACUUUGAACAGUCCACUCUUCAAGGAAAAUGUUGCCCGCGUGAAAGAAUGUUUGGAACAAGAGGUUAAAGAGAAUUUGGAUAUUGAUGCCACGAUCACACCAGACUGUAUUCACGAAAUAGAAAACCAUUUGCGUGAUCAAGGAAUAAUUACAGAAGAAGAUAAUUUCGAAAGAUGCGAAAUUCAUCCGGAUAAACAAGCACAAGUGUACUGUUUUGAGCACAAUGAAAUUUGUUGUGCCGAUUGUGUCGCUACAAAGCACAGUUCGUGUGAGGAGAUACAGCUUGCCACGCUGGAAACAGAUAAGCAUUCAGUUAUAUUGGGCAAGGUGGAUGAAUAUAACAUGAGACUUCAAACUGAAAAUAGUCCGGAAGACAACUGUGACAUUACCUCCAGCUGUACAUUGUCCAGUGGUGAAAUAAUUCUUGCUGAUAUGAACAACAAACGCCUGAAAAAACUUGACAAAGACUUCAACAAAAUUGACCAUUGCGACCUUCCAGGAUGCCCAAGGGACGUUUGCUACUCAAAAAACAAAAAUUUGCUAGCUGUUACGCUCUUUGAUCCGGCGAUUCAAUUUGUGGAUGUUAGUGGCGCAAUGAUAUUGAAAGAAAGAAUUCCACUUGAUCACGAUUGUUUCGGCGUUGCAUUUUACGAAGAUAUUUUAUAUGCUACCGAUCCGAUGAAUGUGUAUAUGUACACACUGGAUUGUGUUGAGAAAGGUAUUCUUUAUAGACAACUUGAAGGAAAUCAUAGUUUUUGUAAAAUUGCAGUAAGUGAGGAUGGGGAGAAGCUAUAUAUAGCAGCACGUGACGGCGGCCUCGUUACGAUAGACAAGGGAGGUAAUCGUUUAUCUUGUUUGAGUAAAGGAGACUUGAGUUAUGUGGCAGACGUGUGUGUUCUCGGCGACGGAAGUUUACUCGUGUGUAAUUACAGGAAGCAUACAGUUACACGUGUUAACCGGAAAGGGAAAUAUCAAUUGGGGCGAGUGGCUGACAGGACAAAUAAUAUGUAUAUGCCUCAAAGUUUAUGUUUUGAAAGAAAUGAGUCGACACUUGUUGUCGGCCAUCUUCAUGAUGAUUAUAUUUCUGUUAUGCAUAUUAAUUGAGUUUUUAAAACAUGUAAAUGUUUGAAUCAUAUUAUCAUAAUCUUACUUGAAACAAAAUAUAUGUAUAUACAUGUGUAACAUACGUUUUGCGCACGUCCUCUCCUAUAUUUUUUUUUCGGAAAUAUAAUUCGUGAACAGAAAAAAUCACGUGAAGCUUACCUGUGUCCUAUCUCCGUAACCAGGGAUAGUCCUAUUAAAAAAGGUACACGCUCUAUUUUUUCAAAUCAAACGUUAUUUAGAACAUGUUAAAUUUCCUACAAAAUGUUAUGUCACGGUUAAAAACUGUUCACUAUUUAGGGUUAGUAAAGGCGCGGAACGGUAUUCUUAGGGGUCUGGCCUCGAGUUCUGGUCAGACUGUACAUUUUCUCACCCUGUGAUAUCUAGUGCACAGCGUAGGGCCAUGACUGCAUAUACCUCGGAGUUUAAUUCACAUUAAUUGCUCUCUUACCCUGAGACAUUUAGGGCGAAUUUCAAUAUAGCGGAGAAGUUUGUCACGGUUUUGAACUGUUCACUAUUUAAGAACGUUGUGUAAAUGUCCGGAUAGCACGAUCAGCCCGCGUAGCUCAGUCGGUUAGUGCACGAGACUAGUGAUAUCGACAUUGUGGGUUCGAUUCCUGGGCUGGCCAACUAAAAUUACUUAUCAGUCUUUCGGAUGUGACUUUAAAUCGAGGUCCCGUGUAUGAGUGUUUUAACAUUUGGCACGCUAAAGAACCAGGAGAAGCUCCUGGAAUUGGGGCAUCUUCCUGUAUCUGUAUCUUGCACUAUCCUCCAAAAUCUAAAAUGACUAAUACUCUUCUGGAGGACUCGCCCAUAUGGGCAACCGGAUAGCACAGUCGGUGGAAACUCAAAACAGCAUUGCGACGGUCCUAGGUUUGUGUCCCGGUCAAGCUUCACAUUUUCAGACUCUAUUACAUGUGUAUAUUGUUAUAUCCAAUUAUUUAUAGUGUUGUUCAACAACGUUGAACGUUUUAAGGCUAAAUUAAUAAAGUCCAUUUAAGGUAAUUUUAGGUAAUUUUCAUUAAGAUUUUCAUAUCUAUACGCAAAGUAUUUCUUUCAUAGUUAUACCUGUAGUGUUUUUGUCGUUGAUAUGAAAUAUUGGUUACCUUCCUUUAUUUAUAUUUACCAACAUUCCAUGAUAGUAGCUGUAAUUAUUAUAACCUCCCUUUAUUUAUAUAGUGUUGUUGUGUUUGAAUUUUUUAGUAAACCAAUUAAUGAUAAUUAUAUGUUACUCGAGCGAUUGUUAGCUCAAUAUAUCAGUUCUUGUGUACUAGUUGAUAGCAUAUUGUUAUCAAACAAUUGUUACCUAUAUAAAUAUACUCGUUUUUGUUC